UUCUGACGACGGCCGGACCAGUUUUCUCGAGGUGCGCCAACUCCAUGCGUUGGUUUCUCUGCUCGUCGAGCGUUCGUUCGUCACAAGCGCCCGGAAGGCCACUGCAGCGGAUACAUAAACAUAUAAUAUAUUAAUUUGACGAUUUGUAUUAUUAUUACUAUUGUGAUGGUCAGACUGUUACAAUCGGUAAUUGUUUCAGUAAUUGCGGUGGAUCAGCGUCUAUUCAUCUAUCGGUUAAUUUCUUUUAUGUAGAUGGUGUGCAGUGAACGGGGUGCGCGACGCGACUUUUUCCCAGGUGAUUUUAUUUCGCGAUUUCAGAUUUUUUGUAGCGAUUUUAGUGGUUUGUGAAUUUAACCUUGAAGUGAAUGCAAACGUUUGUAAUUUUAAAUUUGAGUAGAUGUAUUGUGUUGAAACUACCUACCUGUCGGUCAGCUUAUUAUUAUACUUUUGUAAGCCGAAAACCUGUUGGAGUACUUGGUUGCCCAGUGCGAGAUUUUAUACCUGAUCGCUACAUAAAAAGGACAAUGAAGCAAAUGGGGAAGAAGAAGCUAUUGCUUGCCUUGUUGCUAUUCAGCGGAGGCUUUAUUUUGUACUUUGUUUGGAUUCAAAAUACCUUCGAAUUUCCGACAAUUGUCCAUUCACUAAGAACUGCUUAUCAAACAAAUAUGAAAUCAGAUCCUCGAUGGACUUGGCGAUGCCAUAAUGAACGAUGUGAACGUCACAUAAAAAAGGAAAAUGAGAAAUCGGCAUCAUUAAUCACUUGUAAUAUGCUAUGUGGUCAGCCUAAGUUGUGGCCAUUUCCCACUGGUUCUUUAUAUGUUAGUGAAGAUUCCGUUACGUUUUUUUACCAUCAGAUCAGUGUCUUAUACUUUGCCAAAAAUCCAGUCAGAAGUUUACUCGAGCAAUCUUUCGCCGUAUUCAAUCAGAACGUAAUAAAUAUGGUACCAACUACUUAUAAAACAUCUUACAAAAGCGACAUAAAAAGAUUUUUGGUGGUAGUUUCUGUAACACAUCCGAAUCAAAAUAAGCUUACCCUUAGUACAGACGAAAGUUACACUCUAGCUAUGAAUAUGAAUGGGGAUGAUUUGGUUGCCACAAUAAAAGCUGGCACCUAUUUCGGCGCGAGACAUGGUCUUGAAACGUUAUCUCAGUUAAUUUGGUGGGACGAUCACCCACCGGAAGGAAUUCUUAGAACGGUAAAGGCAGCUAAUAUCCAGGACGCUCCCGUCUUUGCAUACAGGGGUUUAAUGAUUGAUACAGCCCGAAAUUUCAUGCCUGUUGAUAGUUUGAAGCGAACUUUAAUUGGAAUGUCCAUGAAUAAACUUAAUAUAUUUCAUUGGCAUAUGACAGACUCUCAGAGUUUCCCCUUUUCGACGCCGAGCGUUCCGAAAAUGGCUCAAUAUGGAGCUUACGGACCAGACAUGGUGUAUACACCCCAAGAUAUCCAAGAGUUAGUAGAAUUUGCUUACCAUCUUGGCAUUAGGGUUGUGAUUGAGAUCGACACUCCAGCCCAUGCAGGAAAUGGAUGGAAUUGGGGUCCGGAAGAAGGUCUUGGAGAUUUAGCCGUUUGUGUCAACGAACAACCGUGGAACUUGUACUGUGGAGAACCUCCAUGUGGACAGUUGAAUCCGUUAAAUCCUAAUACGUAUGAAGUGUUGGAGAAAUUGUACAAAGAUAUUAUACGAUUAACUGGUGAAACGGAGUUGUUUCACAUGGGGGGAGAUGAAGUUAAUUUGGAUUGUUGGGGACAAUUCCUGAAGGGUAUUAAUUAUACCGACUUUCAUGAUUUGUGGGGCCUUUUUACCAUGAAAGCCUUAGAAAAACUAGCAAGUGCCAACGGAGGCAACCUGCCUUCAAAUAUGAUAUUCUGGUCCAGUAAUCUCAGUCGAAGACCAUAUAUUACAAGAUAUAUGGAUAAAAGUAAAACUAUUAUACAAAUCUGGAGUCCGAGCCUGUGGAGUGAUACUUACGAUAUUUUAGCCGAUGGCUAUAGGGUUAUUAUGUCCCAUGUAGACGCUUGGUAUUUAGACUGUGGAUUUGGUAGGUGGCGGGAAACGGGAGAAGCAGCAUGUGAUCCUUAUCGUUCUUGGCAAACCAUGUACCUUCAUCGACCUUGGCAGGAGUCAAUGGAUAAAAACUUAGUGGUAGGUGCGGAAGCCUGUUUAUGGUCUGAACAACUGGAUGCAGCUUCGUUGGACGCCAGAUUGUGGCCAAGGACAUCGGCAUUCGCAGAAAGAGUAUGGUCUGAUCCUGAAAAGGAUGUAAAGAUGUAUACCAUCAAAGAAAGUGUUUAUACACGACUCACCAUUCAAAGAGAUAGGUUGAUAUCUAGAGGAUUAGGGGCCGAAGCGUUGUGGCCGUUAUGGUGUUCCCAAAACCCCGGUCUUUGCCUUUGACAGCGCACUUGUUUAAGAUAAUAUUUUUUUCUUAAAUGUUAAUUAUAAUCCCUAAUAACAGAUAACGAAUAGAACAGACAAAGUAUUAAGUAUAUAUUAUUGCUGUGAACAGGAAGUGAGAGAAUUGUUUUGUAAAAGUCUCCUGAAAGGUGCCUUCUUGCUUAAAUAGUAAGUCUGUUAUGCAUGGUAAUACGAAUUCUAUUUAUCAUUUGAGCAUGUAUUAACAUCUUAUUUCAUGUAUGUCUCAUUUAAUAUAAGAACGGAAAACUAACAGUCACUUUUGUGCAUUUAGAAUUACUUCAAGAUAGAAAAUUAUGGAAAGUUACCAUUUAUUCCAAAACAUUUUUUUAGUUUAGUCUCAAAAAUUAUUGUUAAACUAAAUAAGGUACCUAUGUUAUAGGCACCAAAAUUCUUGAUACAGUUAAGACUGUUAGAGAUUAAGUAUAAUAAUUAAUAAAGGUAUCAACAAAAAAAAAUGAGCGUUGACAAACAAUUGAUGAAAUAAAAUUAAAAAAAAUAAUAAACUGGCAUAAGUAAAAUACUAACUAAACGACGAAAACAAAUUAUUAGUUAAGAAAUAAAAUUUGGUAAUUAACCAAACUAAACACUAAUUUAGCACUUUACUAUUUUCAUUUUAAACAUGAAUUGUAAUUCUUGUACCUAUUUUCCUUCGUUACAUUUCUUAGCUGUAAAAACUAAUUGAGCACAUUGAUUAUCUCUACAUUACAUAACACAAUAACAUUUUUAAAAAUCCAAAUAACUAUAUUUAGUUCUUUAGAGGCAGAUUUGCUGCUCGGUCCUUGAUUAAAUAUUAUAUCUAAUUUAAUUUAAUUUUGUGUAAACAUUUACAACGUCAAGUUAAAUUCUAUGUAAAACGGUCUGAGUUGCAUUGCAAUUAAUUGAGGUUUUUACCAUUAAGUAUGAAUUGACAUAUAGCAGUUCAUCAUUACAUUGUGAAUAUAUUUUUUUUUACAUCCCCGAUUAAUUAUAAUUUUAAUUUUUAUAACUUUAUUUUCAAAUAUUCGAUGUGAUCUACGGAUAUUUGUUUGUGGUAUGUAAAUAUGCCAAUCAUUAUUAAUUGAUUUCAGAAAUAUAUUAUUGUUAGUGAAAAAGUGCACUUAAUAAAGUUAUAAAGGGCGAAGAGACCCCCCCUACUCCGCUAGUCAUUAGAUAGUUAACUUGUUUUGUAAUGAAAUAGAUUAAUUUAUUUGUUUAGUGAUCAAUUGAUACGUGACUGAGCAAGUAUAAUUUUUGUGAAGAUUUCUUAACUGUGUUAUUAAAAUAGAAGUAAUUAAGUCUGUUAGACCAAUUAGUAUUAAGAAUUAAGCAAUUACGAUACAUAUUUCGCAUAUUUCGAAAGGAAUACUGUUUCUCAAAGAAUCAGAUUGUAUUAUUGUUGUAAAAAAGAGAUUGAUGUAUAAAUUUUAAUUUAUGAGUUUC
Agrilus planipennis (emerald ash borer) is the source of this 3836-nucleotide messenger RNA. RefSeq names its product probable beta-hexosaminidase fdl (gene Fdl). Gene Ontology annotation, molecular function: beta-N-acetylhexosaminidase activity. Gene Ontology annotation, biological process: carbohydrate metabolic process; glycosaminoglycan metabolic process; ganglioside catabolic process. The transcript is spliced from 5 exons. The record is from RefSeq and is a predicted model, not a curated record. NCBI's taxonomy places the organism in Eukaryota, Metazoa, Arthropoda, Insecta, Coleoptera, Buprestidae. The coding region runs from base 366 to 2396 and encodes 676 amino acids. Gene Ontology annotation, cellular component: membrane.